UAACACUAGUCUUUAUCUUGGAGACCAAGAGUCAUUUUGCAAAUUUGUGGUAUCAUUUCCCUAAACAACUUAGGACCAAACUGUACUUCAUUUCCUCAGUUCUGCAUUUCUACAGAGGCAGAAAGAAACAGCUCUUGCAGGAGUUGUGAUAACUUUUUAUUAUACUAUGUAUACAUAUGGACUAGCAUUAACAAACGAACUAGAGAAGGAUGUAAUAAAUUAGACAUCUCUUCAUUUUAGAGGGAAGAUGGAAACAACAUUGCUUUUCUUUUCUCAAAUAAAUAUGUGUGAAUCAAAAGAAAAAACUUUUUUCAAGUUAAUACAUGGUUCAGGAAAAGAAGAAACAAGCAAAGAAGCCAAAAUCAGAGCUAAGGAAAAAAGAAAUAGACUAAGUCUUCUUGUGCAGAAACCUGAGUUUCAUGAAGACACCUGCUCCAGUAGAUCUGGGCACUUGGCCAAAGAAACAAGAGUCUCCCCUGAAGAGGCAGUGAAAUGGGGUGAAUCAUUUGACAGACUGCUUUCCCAUAGAGAUGGACUAGAGGCUUUUACCAGAUUUCUUAAAACUGAAUUCAGUGAGGAAAAUAUUGAAUUUUGGAUAGCCUGUGAAGAUUUCAAGAAAAGCAAAGGACCUCAACAAAUUCACCUUAAAGCAAAAGCAAUAUAUGAGAAAUUUAUAAAGACUGAUGCUCCAAAAGAGGUUAACCUUGAUUUUCAUACCAAAGAAGUCAUUACAAAGAGCAUCACUCAACCUACCCUCCACAGUUUUGAUGCUGCACAAAGCAGAGUAUAUCAGCUCAUGGAACAAGACAGUUACACACGCUUUCUGAAAUCUGACAUCUAUUUAGACUUGGUUGAGGGAAGACCUCAGAGACCAACAAAUCUUAGGAGACGAUCACGCUCAUUUACCUGCAAUGAAUUCCAAGAUGUACAAUCAGAUGUUGCCAUUUGGUUAUAAAGAAAAUUUAUUUUGCUCAUUUUUAUGACAAACUUAUAUAUCUGCUUCUAACAUAUCACAUGUUUAUGUUAAUAUCUGGUCCCAUCCUUUAAACUGAAAUAUGUCAUGUGAAAUGAUUUUAAAAAUGUAAAAACUAAACUUUUUGUUAACAAAGUAUAUACAGUAUCUGCCAGUAUAUUCUGUAAAACCUUCUAUUUGAUGUCAUUCCAUUCAUAAUCAGAAAAAACUUAUUUCUUAAUUAAAAGGCAGUAGAAAAAAGUAAUAAUGUUUUAUAAGAUUGUAGAGUUAAGUAAAAGUUAAGCUUUUGCAAAGUUGUCAACAGUUCAAACAAAAAUCUAGUUGGGAUUUUUUACAAAAGCGGCAUAAUAUGUGUUAUACAAACAUAAUAAUACUCAGAUAUCCAAAUGUUCAGAUAGCAUCUUCCAUAAUGAAUGUUCUCUUUUUUCUCUUUUUUCGGUUCUCUUUUUACAUAGUGUAGAAGUGAUCUGGUUCGUAUAAUGGGAAAGGAAGAACAUUUAUUAUUGGUUUACUACUAACCCUGUCCCAAGAAUAGUAACAUCACUUCUAGUUAUAAACCAGCAACAGGAACUUUUGUGAAGACACAUUCGUCUCUACAGAACUUCAGAUUAAAUAUAAUCUAGAUUAAUGACUGAGAAUAAGAUCCACAUCUGAACUCAUUCCUAAGUGAGCAUUAACAUACCCAGUUAUACAAAGCACUUCUGUUGGUCACAGAAACAUGACCAGAUUUUGCAUAUCUCUAGGUAGGGAACUGAGUAGACUACCUUAUCACCUGCUAAGAAAACUUGCUACUAAACUAUUAGGCCAUCAAUGGCUUGAAUAAAAACCAGAGGUGGUUUUGCCCAGGAGGUCUCAUGUUUGGCUCUUUGGAAUUGUGGGUAGAAAUCAGAAACCAGAUGAGGGGAAGAAGCAAGGAGUCUAAGGCCCUGGCGAUUUGGUCAUCUGCCACAUUGGUUCAUAUUCAGAAGGUGUUAUUUCAUUGAUUAUAUUCUUGUUAAACAAAUCUGCUUAAGUAAUUAUUAUUCAAAUAAGAUUAUACUAAUUCAUUUAUAUGUGACUGUUUUAAAGAGCUAUUUAAUUUUAAAUGUGUUACAUGGUCUGUAAAUAUUUGUAUUUAAAAAUGCCAUGCAUUAGGCUUUGGAAACAUAAUGUUAGUGGAAACGUAAAAUGUAAACACUUUAGAUCAUUUGUAGUGAUAAAUAUUUUUAACUUCAUUCAUACAGUUAAGUUUAUCUGACAAUAAAAGCUUUCACUGAAUGUUGAUUAUCCUUCCUGUUAUGUAAUAAGGAAUAAACAUAUUUUCUUCUUUUAGAGUAAUAUUGGGAUAGAAAGUAUUAAUUGAGUUAUUGUAUCAUUGAUCUUAAUGCUAUAUCAGUUGUUUAAACUGUUGUGAACAUAAAAACAAAGUAUCUUGCAUUUCAGAAAUCAACUAAAAAGGUGAUUUUUAUGUUUUCCUUGGUUAAUUCCUGUUUUCUUUUUCUGUAUAAAAUUUAAUUGUUUCAUAUACAGAGUUAAGACUUGAUACAAACUUUGUGAUCUCAUCAGAAACAUCAUGGGCUGAUUUUAAUAGCAUUGCUGUGGUACCACAAAUACGUAUCAUGUAGCUUUUCCAUAUAUAAUGCUGUUCAAAAUCAUCUGAUCUCUUUGUUAAAUUAUGAAAUAUUCAAUGAGAUGCUUCAAAAACAUAACAGGACUUCUUCAUAAAAUUAAUCACUGACUUCAAAAACUUUGCACUUUCUGGAGGAGACAACAUGGACAAAUACAGAAACAAACUAAAUAAUUGGACAACUGAAAGUAGCCAAGUACAGAUGCACAGAAAGCACUGAGUGUUGGCUGAAUGAUGACAGAAUGCACAACUUGAAACUAGACUUGAAAGCCUCAGUAUGCGAGUUCCCCUAACUGGAUGUGGGAUCCCCAGAAGUUUAUAUAACUUCUAAGGACUCUUUCCAUCCACAUUCAUUUUAAGAUAAAGACUCAGGAUUUCUACUUUCUAGUGUUCUUUAUGGUCCCCACACUCAUUAAUUCUAAUUUGUUCACUUGAUAUUCUCCAAAGCAACUCUUGAUGUGUAUCCAAGGAAAAGAGGCAAACAAGUAUAAUUAAUGAAGGAAAACUUAAAACUAAAAGUUAACAUGGGAUGUUUGUCUAAGAAUAGGGCACAAGAUUAUAGAAAACCCAGAAAUAUAUGAAGGAAAGAAGCCACAGGAAAUAGAGCUUGAAUUUUUUUUGACCAGUCCAGUGUAUAAUAACAAUGUCUUUAAAGUAUUGGAUGAUAAAUAAAAUUGGGUUGAAUUUGAUAAUUUGGGGCAUUUUUUGAAGUCCAUAAGCAACAGUAAAUACCUAGGCUGUCAAGUUAUGAACAUAAUAAAAGAUCAAUAAGUGAUUGCAAAGUCAGGUGAAAUCAAAAGGAAGCAUGAGGAAGUUAGAGUCGUAUUUCAGCAAAGAGUAAAGUCUUUAAUUUGUGGUGCAUUUUUAUUUGAAUUCUAUCUCUACUAUCUACGAAGUGUACUAUGUUGAGAAAGCUACCUAAAUUCUUAUCUUCAAUUUUUUAUUUGUAAUAUUGGAAUACAAUUUUCACAAUGUUUUCAUGGUGAUUAAAUUGUAAGUAUUUG
Molecule: messenger RNA, 3583 nt
Organism: Chlorocebus sabaeus (green monkey)
Lineage: Eukaryota; Metazoa; Chordata; Mammalia; Primates; Cercopithecidae
Gene: RGS18
Product: regulator of G protein signaling 18
Source: RefSeq, a predicted model, not a curated record